Molecule: messenger RNA, 864 nt
Organism: Drosophila guanche
Lineage: Eukaryota; Metazoa; Arthropoda; Insecta; Diptera; Drosophilidae
Product: TIP41-like protein
Biological process (GO): TOR signaling
Cellular component (GO): cytosol
Source: RefSeq, a predicted model, not a curated record
GCGAAUAAAAACUUGAAGCUAACGAAGAUGGACAAAGAUUGCGCGGUGUCCAGGCUGCCGGUUGACGGCGAGUCCAUUCGCUUCCAUGACUGGAACAUAAGCUACGAAAAGUCGCACAUAUUGGAGAGCAUCUACAAGCAGGGCAGCACCAAGUUCUGCGACAAGGACGACGGUCGCUGCGAACUCUGCCUCUAUCAAAACUCGCUGGACAUGCCCCACCUUCCCAAAAUGGUGUUCCAUUAAAACAAACUGGUGAUGCAGCACAAGGACGGUGCUCUGAUGGAGUUCAAGUCGAUGGAUGCCCUGUCCCUGGUCGACAAAAGCAAACAGCCGCAGCCCCUGGAGGUGGCCUGUGCCCAGGAAUGGCGUCAUGCACGUCCGGCGCAGACAAUGGAGAAGAUCAAGCCGUUCGAAUGGACAUUCACGUCCACCUAUCAGGGCACCAUGAACGAGAAGAUUCGAUCGGAGAGCACCGAUAUGACGUUAAACAAGUUAAAGUUAAUGCAACGCGAGAAUAUCAUAUUAGACACAGAGCUGACCCUGUUCGAGGAUGAGCUACACGAUCACGGCAUCUCAGUGAUGAGUGUGCGCAUUCGGGUCAUGCCCUCGGGCUUCUUCAUAGUUCUCCGUCAUUUCCUGCGCAUCGACGAUGUCCUGAUGCGCAUGAGGGAUACACGCUUUCAUCAUGAGCUCGAGAACGAUUACAUACUCAAGGAGGUUGUCCCGUGCGCCAAGCUUAAGAGCUCGAUGGCCUUCUGGACCAAUCCGGAUGAGAUGCAGAAAUACCUGCCCGUGCUUUCCAAGAAAAUGCACAAGUUGUCCUUCAAGUAGUCAAGCAACCAACCAAGCCAACCCACCCACACA